AUGUCUGGUGAUUUGUUUUCGGUUUCGCCAUCAAUCAAAGGGUUUGUUCCAGAAUCAGAUGCGAACCCUAACCCUAAACCUGACACAAACCCAUCUGCAAAGAAGAAGAGAAAUCUACCAGGAACACCAGAUCCAGAUGCUGAAGUUAUUGCACUUUCACCGAAGACACUUAUGGCGACAAACAGAUUCAUCUGCGAAAUCUGCAACAAGGGAUUCCAAAGAGACCAGAACUUACAGCUGCACCGAAGAGGUCACAACCUUCCAUGGAAGCUCAAGCAAAGGACUAACAAAGAUCAGGUCAGAAAGAAGGUGUACAUAUGCCCAGAAAAGACUUGUGUACACCACGACCCAUCUCGAGCCCUCGGUGACCUCACCGGAGUUAAAAAGCAUUUCAGCCGAAAACAUGGUGAGAAGAAGUGGAAGUGUGAGAAGUGUUCGAAGAAAUACGCUGUUCAAUCUGACUGGAAAGCUCAUUCUAAGACCUGUGGAACUAGAGAGUACAAAUGUGACUGUGGCACACUCUUUUCCAGGAAAGACAGUUUCAUCACACACAGAGCUUUCUGUGAUGCCUUAGCUGAAGAGAGUGCCAGAUUCACAUCUGUUGCUGCUGACAAUUUCAACUUCAGGAAUGGGCCUUUAAGUGAAACUCUGAUUAAUCAGCCAAAUUUGCCUCAUGGGUUCGCCGGAGCUGCCGGAAUUUCCCAACUUGCUGCAGCAUUUCGGCCGGAGUCUGGUGGCAUGGUCACCGGAAAUGUUCUAAUCGGAGAUCAGCAGAAGCCCAGAUUGUCUCUAUGGUUGGAUCAAGCAAAUUCUCAGCUUAGUCUUGUUGAUAUGGCCACAAAUUCAAAUCUUUACAUGCCCACAAGUUCUACUGGCUUAAAUGAUAUGGUGCAAAUGCCAUCUGCGAACCUCUUUGGCUCACCUUCAAUGGCUAAUUAUGGUAACUGCAACCAGUCGCAGUGGUUUGACAAGAAUCCGGCGACUUCUACUGAUGCAAGUCUCUCAUUAUCGCCUUUACCACAAGGAUUAAAGGAUGAGAAAACCCUAAGUAAUUCUUUCUACUCUGAUAAUCAAAAUCACCAGUCAAAAUCAUCAUCGCCAAUGUCGGCCACUGCGCUUCUGCAGAAGGCGGCACAGAUGGGUUCUACCAGAAGCAACCCAUCAUUCUUUGGCAAUAGUUUUGGGGUUAUGAACUCUUCUUCUUCUUCUUCCAACACACCUGCUUUUAAUCCCCUCUCUCAAAACAGAAAUGGAUUGCCAAUGAGUGCAUCGACGAGUGCAACUCAGAACAGUCUUGAUCAAGUUAUAAUGCAAACUGGUGUCUCACAAAACGAAUCAGUUCCAUUGAAGUUGCAUCAAGGUGGUCUAACAAGAGAUUUUCUUGGCAUGGGAGGUGAAGGUGGUCGUCAGUUCUUGCCUCAGGAGCUAGCAAAGUUUGCUUCAAUGGGUUCAGCCAUGGGUUUGAGCCAUUUUAAGAGCAACCAGUGA
This is a messenger RNA of Ilex paraguariensis (yerba mate), 1488 nucleotides long. The record is from the annotation of a GenBank genome assembly. NCBI's taxonomy places the organism in Eukaryota, Viridiplantae, Streptophyta, Magnoliopsida, Aquifoliales, Aquifoliaceae.